CGCCAUCUCCGCAGUUCUCGCGAGGUUGUGACGGAGGCAGGACCAGUUCCCUUUUUUUUCCCUCGGAACCUCAUCAUUAUGCUCAUCGUCAGCCUUUUUCUUUCCUUUCUCGCUGUUUCCCGAGCGCAGUACGAGCCUACUUGGGAAUCGCUGGACUCGAGGCCGCUGCCCGAGUGGUACGACGCGGCCAAAGUGGGCAUCUUCAUCCACUGGGGCGUGUAUUCGGUGCCCUCCUUCGGCUCUGAGUGGUUCUGGAAAAAUUGGCAAGGUUUCGGAAUUCAGAAGUAUGUAGAUUUCAUGGAGAGGAACUACCGGCCGGGGUUCACGUACGCGGACUUCGCGCCGGCGUUCACGGCCGAGUUCUUCGAGCCCGAGGAGUGGGCGAGUGUGUUCAACGCCUCGGGCGCUCGCUACGUCGUCCUCACCAGCAAGCACCACGAGGGCUUCACCCUGUGGCCCUCGCGCUACUCCUGGAACUGGAACAGCCUCGACGUCGGACCCAAGAGGGACCUCGUAGGUGAUCUUGCCGAAGCUAUAAGGAGCAAAACGCCACACAUCCACUUUGGGCUUUACUAUUCUCUCUAUGAAUGGUUUCAUCCCAUCUUCCGAAGCGACCAGAGCCACCUGUUCACAACCAACGAGUUCGUCACAAAGAAGGUCAUGCCGGAACUAAACGAUUUGGUGAACAAAUACGAGCCCGAAGUGAUCUGGUCGGACGGCGACUGGGACGCCCCCGCCCUUUACUGGACGUCGAAGGAGUUCCUGGCGUGGCUGUUCAACGCCUCCCCCGUCAAGGACACGGUGGUGGUCAACGACCGCUGGGGGACGGGGGCCAUCUGCCACCACGGCUCCUUCUACACUUGCGUCGACAGAUAUAACCCUGGCGUGCUGCAGAAGCACAAGUGGGAAAACGCCAUGACACUGGACAGGGACUCCUGGGGCUACCGACGUGAGGCUAGCGCGUUAGACUAUCUCUCCUUCCACGAACUCGUGACUGAGUUGGCGGAAACCAUCAGCUGUGGAGGUAAUCUGCUGGUGAACGUGGGUCCCACGCACGAGGGGCGUCUCCCCGCCAUCAUGGAGGAGCGCCUUCGGCAACUCGGCUCGUGGCUCGACGUCAACGGCGAGGCUGUGUACGAUUCCGUUCCCUGGAAGCACCAGAACGACACGCUCACUCCCGGAGUUUGGUACACAAGCAAAGGCAGCCUCGUGUACGCCAUGGUGCUAUCGUGGCCCGAGAAGGACGUGUUGACUCUUGGAUCCGUGCGCUCGACACCCCAGACACACGUGUCCAUGCUGGCCUACCAGGACGACCACGGUAGCAGCAGUCUCCAGUUCACCAUCCUUCAAGACGGAAUAGCAGUGACAUUCCCUGCCAUGUCUCGCGUGGCCAGUCAGUGGGCGUGGGUGCUCGUCCUCCAAGGCAUCGAGCCUGCUUAGACCGCUUAGGCCUCUUUUAUGAAUGCAUGCCGCCUCUCUGUUGUUUAUAUAAUACUUUGUUUUGCUUAUUUCAAGCAUGUCUGGCUUUGAAUAGAUCACCACGGUAUCUUGUUUA
This is a messenger RNA of Penaeus monodon (black tiger shrimp), 1555 nucleotides long. RefSeq names its product alpha-L-fucosidase-like. NCBI's taxonomy places the organism in Eukaryota, Metazoa, Arthropoda, Malacostraca, Decapoda, Penaeidae. Gene Ontology annotation, biological process: fucose metabolic process; glycoside catabolic process. The transcript is spliced from 9 exons. The record is from RefSeq and is a predicted model, not a curated record. Gene Ontology annotation, cellular component: lysosome. Bases 79 to 1440 code for a protein of 453 amino acids. Gene Ontology annotation, molecular function: alpha-L-fucosidase activity.